AGUCCGACCCGAGCGGUUUCAUCAGGAAAAAACAAAAACAAAAAAAGAGACAUCUGGGUCACUGCAUUUCGCGCAGGUCAGGGCGAGAGUGUCGACCGGAACCGGAUUGUGUCUGUGCGUUGUAGGGACAAAACCAAUUUAGAUUAUGAAACCACAAACAUAGAUUUCGGAGAUAACCAAACGCUCCCUCCUCUCUCUCCGGGUCCAAUUUCAAACCCUGAAUUUCGGAUUCGAAAUAGAAGGGAUUUCCGAGAUUUUAAUUUAAUUUUAUUUUUAUUUGGCGAAAAAUGGAAGAGGCAAAGGCAUUGCAACAGCAACAGCAACAGCAACAACAGCAACAACAACAACUUCUGUUGCAACAACAACAGCAGCAACAUCAACAACAUUUUCUGCUCUUUCAGCAGUUGCAAAAGCAGCAACAUCAGCAACAGCAAGCAGCCGCCAUUUCCCGUUUCCCUUCCAACAUUGACGCUCACUUGCGUCCUAUCAGACCCCUCAAUCUCCAACAAAACCCUAACCCUAACCCUAACCCAAAUCAUAAUCCCAACCCUAACCCUAAUCCCAUCCUCAAUUUGCACCAGAACCCUAAUUCCAACCACCUACCGCAGCAGCCGCCGCAACAAUCGCCGCAACAGCAACAGCAACAGCAUAAGAUAAUUCGAACGAGCCAGAUGGAGCUUCAGAUGGCGUACCAAGACGCGUGGCGGGUUUGCCAUCCGGACUUCAAGCGACCCUUUUCUUCUCUCGAAGAUGCCUGCGAGAGAUUAUUGCCAUAUCAUGUUGUGGCAGACUAUGAAGAAGAAGAGGAUGAUAGGAUACUUGAUUCUGACACCACUGGCCAGAUGCUUUCACGGUCCCAGCAGUGGGAUAAUAAUAUAGCUGCUAAAAUUGCUGAAUUCACAGCAACUUUUGAGAAACAAGCACUUGCCUUCAACAUAAUAACCCAAAAGAGAAGUGUGGGGGAGUUCCGGUCCGAGGAGAGAUUGAUGAUUGAGCAGGCACUUCUCCAAGAAGAAAAACGGGCUAAUUUUGAAUUAAGAGCAGAACUAGAGUCCAGGGAGAAGGCUGGUCGUGAAGCACACGAGGCUAAACUACGGAUGGCAGCAAUGUUUCAAGCAGAACAGGCUCGUGCAGAUUUACAGUCUCAUGCUGAAAUGAUGUCUCGAGUGCCAAUGAGAGGGAGUGCACUUGGUUCCCAAGGCAACGACAUUGUGAUUGGCCAUGACAUGGGAGAGCAGGAUCAGGGAAGUAACCCAGGUGAGAUGAUUAAUGGAUGGGGAAACAAUGCACAGAGAGAUGAGAAGGAGCCAUCUGAGGAUUUCUUGAAUGAUGAAGCCGAGAAUGGAGACACUGGAACGCAGGAUGGCUGGCGUGAAGUUGGUGAAUUUGAUUUGAAUGCUAGGUGAUUCUCGAUAGUGAUUGACCAAAACCUUUCAGGAGAGUUUAAAUUAUGUGUUAAGGGAUCAAUAUCCAUUUUAAAGAAUUAUUAUCCUGGGUAUCAAUCAUCAUCUUCAAGUUAGUAUCUUAAGAUUACUUUCUCGAUCAAAAUAUUUAACAAGGGCGCAAGGAAAACUAUUGAAUCAGUAUCAGAUUGGAUAAAUAUCAAUGUUUAUACUCUUUGACUAGUGUAGUGCACAUGGUUGGAUGAUGAUUAGGUCCUCACGAGUGUUAUAUAAGCAUACAAAUUCAGUCAAAUGUAUAUCUUUUGUUUUCUGGG
This is a messenger RNA of Cajanus cajan (pigeon pea), 1717 nucleotides long. RefSeq names its product mediator of RNA polymerase II transcription subunit-like protein. The record is from RefSeq and is a predicted model, not a curated record. Gene Ontology annotation, biological process: positive regulation of DNA-templated transcription. Gene Ontology annotation, cellular component: SWI/SNF complex. Lineage: Eukaryota; Viridiplantae; Streptophyta; Magnoliopsida; Fabales; Fabaceae.